CCUUGGAGCGCGUUCAAAGCAGGAACUUAUUUCAAUUGAAAGAGUUAGAAAGACAAAAUGGAGCUCAUCACAGCUUUGCUUGUUGGUAGUUUAUGUGUUCUAUUGUAUUUCGCUUUAUCCGGAAAAAAAGGUAAGAUACUACCAGGGCCGUAUGGUUUUCCCCUCGUUGGUUAUAUUCCUUUUAUGAGCUCUAAACCUUAUGUGGAUCUUCAGAAGCUUGGCGAAACUUAUGGCAGUGUUUUCAGUUUGCAGUUAGGAACCCAAUACUGUGUUAUUUUGGACGACUACCAAUCAACUAAAGAUGCUUUCGCUCAAGAUGCCUUUAUGGGAAGACCACCAGAAAAUCCAUUUGAUCUUAGAAAAGCAACUUUGGAAACGGGAGCAUUUAACGGUCUUCCUUGGAAAGAACAAAGAAGGUUUUCACUUCAGAUGCUGAGAGAUCUUGGAUUCGGAAAACCUCGUCUGGAAGACAUGAUAAAGGAAGAGAUCCACGACUGUCUCGAUCACUUCGCCAAAUUCAACGGACAGCCCAUGAAAGUACGGACUGUGUUGUCUCCCAGUAUGUCUAACAACAUCGCUUCUCUAGUGUUCGGCAAAAGACUGAAAUACGAUGACCCAGUUCGAAAGAUGCUGGACAGAACUCUCACAGAGUCGGCUGCCGCUGCCGGACAAGUGAUUUGGCAGUUAUUCUUCCCCAAGAUCGCAAAAAUAGCAAAAUUCUUGAAUCUCGGAUCUGAAGGGAAGAUAGCCAAAACGUUAAAGGAAUCGAGAGAUCAUACCCGAAAAGAAAUUGCAGAGCACGAAAAAACAUUGGAUCCAAAUAACCCACGAGAUUAUAUUGAUGGCUAUUUGAUUGAAAUAAAAAAGCGAAAUGAUCCAGCAUUUUGCAAGGAAGUCCUUGAAGAUAUGGUCGGGGCUUUCUUCGGUGCAGGCAGUGAAACAGUUCGUCUCACACUGGAGUGGCUUGUCCUUACCACGGCUACUUACCAAGAUGUCCAGAAGAAGGUCCAGCAGGAGAUCGAUGACGUGAUUGGAACUGAAAGAUUGCCAUCUUGGACCGACCACAGCAAAAUGCCCUACACCGAAGCGACCAUCAUGGAGAUAAUGCGGUGGCGAACCAUCAUUCCCAUCAAUGUCCUCAGAUACACUCUUUGGGACACAGAACUGAACGGGUUCUUUAUUCCGAAAGAUGCAUAUGUUUUGGCUAAUCUGUGGUCUAUUCAUCACAAUCCAAAGUAUUGGGGAAAAGAUGUAGACGUGUUUCGACCUGAAAGAUUCUUGACAGAAGAUGGAAACGAAGUGGUCAGGCCAGAGUACUUUAUUCCGUUUUCAGUCGGCAAAAGGUCGUGUCCAGGUGAAUCUUACGCCAAAAUUGAAGUUUUCCUAUAUUUCACUUCGAUUCUACAAAAGUUCCAUAUUUCUUUGCUCGAAGGAGCAAAGCCCGAUUUUGAUGGACAACUCGGUAUUGGAUUGAUGCCCAAACCUUUUGAGGUGUGCUUGACAAAAAGAUUUUAGUGGUCUUUAACAUAUGUACAUAAAAAAUACAGAAUUUUCUGAGAGAAGGUUUUUUGUGAUAAAAUAAUACUGUGAUGAGGACUUUCUAAAUAUCCAAUCAAAUCAUUUCAUUUGUUUCAAUUCUGUAAAUUUUUCCCACUUGGAACAUGAAAAUAAAUUUGAUUUUGUAGAA
Argiope bruennichi is the source of this 1687-nucleotide messenger RNA. Its product is annotated as cytochrome P450 18a1-like. Gene Ontology annotation, molecular function: monooxygenase activity; iron ion binding; heme binding. The record is from RefSeq and is a predicted model, not a curated record. The transcript has 8 exons. Bases 58 to 1515 code for a protein of 485 amino acids. NCBI's taxonomy places the organism in Eukaryota, Metazoa, Arthropoda, Arachnida, Araneae, Araneidae.